AUGACACUCCUUGGAUUUUUAUUAUCACCGGAUAGUGGUGAAAAAUUAACUUUGCGUGAGUUAGAAUAUGAUGAUAAAAACUUUGCUCUUAUACAUUCUAAAUUUUCAGAAAUUACAACUCUUCUAAGUGCUGUUAUGUUCAGUUUACUUCUAUCGGAUAUUCUGCCACCAAGUUCAACUGCUGUACCGAUUAUUACCGUUUAUUUCAUGUGUGUUAUGAUCAUGUCAGCAGUUUCAGUUGUUGCAUCAGUAUUAAUAUUAUCACUUCAUAAUCGAAAAUCUAGUAAUUAUUCAAUGCCAUCAUGGGUUCGUAAAUAUAUUUGUAACUAUUUGGCGUGGUUAUUAUGUAUGAAGCGUCCUAAUCAUGAUUUGAGUUGGCGUUCGAUUCGCCGUCGAUGGGCUUGUUCAAAACAAGAAUCGAAUAAUACAAAUGAAUCGAUGGAUAAUCAUCAUUCUAAGAUUCCUUCUGAAUCAUUAUUGAAUAACACAUUCGACUUAUUAUCAACCAAUGUUACAAAUAUCGACAAGACACCUUUAGGAUUUGCUGUACCAUUAGCAACAGAAAUUCAUGAUUCUGCUCAUCAUCAAAAUACAUCUAAUGAAUUGUAUAGAUGCGAUAUGAAAAUGACACGUUCUGAGCUACGUGUUAUUAUAUCUCAACUUGCUAUUCUUAUUAAUUAUUCUCGACAAAAAGAGAAAGAUGAUACUGAUUCUCAAGACUGGCAAUUUGUGGCAAUGGUUAUUGAUCGUCUUUGUUUAGUGUUUUUUACUAUAACCAUGCUUCUUUUUACUGUACUCAUUUUUCUCAACGUUUAA
Messenger RNA from Rotaria sp. Silwood1, 816 nucleotides. NCBI's taxonomy places the organism in Eukaryota, Metazoa, Rotifera, Eurotatoria, Philodinida, Philodinidae. The record is from the annotation of a GenBank genome assembly.